AUGGUGAUGAGGCCGAAGAAGAGGACGGUGUGGACCAAUAUCGCCAUCGCACUCGUCUGCAUGUUCCCAAACUCCACCACUCUGCCUCUCCCUGGGAGCUGGAACAGCAGCCCUGGGCUCAGCAGCACGAACAGCACCACUGCUAUCACUACCGGCCCCCAAUCCGCCAUUGCUUUUUUUCUCUGCCUCGAGGGAAACAAUUGGGAAGUUGAGAGACAAAGAGUUAGAGAGGUGAGUGGCUACUUGUGA
Molecule: messenger RNA, 249 nt
Organism: Linum tenue
Lineage: Eukaryota; Viridiplantae; Streptophyta; Magnoliopsida; Malpighiales; Linaceae
Source: the annotation of a GenBank genome assembly